Vicia faba (fava bean) is the source of this 888-nucleotide messenger RNA. The record is from the annotation of a GenBank genome assembly. NCBI's taxonomy places the organism in Eukaryota, Viridiplantae, Streptophyta, Magnoliopsida, Fabales, Fabaceae.
AUGAAUAGCAGCGGUGGCAGUAAUGGAGGAGGAGGAGGAGGAGGAAUGAUGGGUUUCAGUAAAUCAUCACCUUUUACAGUUUCUCAGUGGCAGGAACUUGAACAUCAAGCUUUGAUCUUCAAGUAUAUGGUUGCUGGUCUUCCUGUUCCACCUGAUCUCGUUCUUCCCUUUCACUCUCACAACUUCUUUCACCAUUCUAUUCCUACCCUGAGUUAUUGUUCCUUCUAUGGUAAGAAGGUGGACCCGGAGCCUGGACGAUGUAGGAGGACCGAUGGAAAAAAAUGGAGGUGCUCUAAGGAAGCAUACCCUGACUCCAAAUACUGUGAACGCCACAUGCACCGUGGCCGCAACCGUUCAAGAAAGCCUGUGGAAUCACAAACAACUCUUGUCGCUGCUCCCACCACUACACCUCCUAACUUCCACACGACAAAUGCCUUUGCUACUCAUCUCGAUACCAUUCCCUAUGGGAUUCCAAGUAAAGAAUACAGGUAUCUUCAAGGUCUUAAAUCUGAGGGCGGAGAACAUAGCUGCUUUGCAGAAGCUUCAGGAGGAGGCAACAAAUGUGUCCAAAUGGAGUCUCAGCUAGAAAACAUAUGGCCUUUGAUGUCAACCAGAGUUUCCUCUUUUUCUGCAUCAAAAUCAAGUAAUAAUUCCAUGGGGCAGAGUGAUUAUCCCCAGCAUUCAUUUUUAUCAACUGAAUAUGGAUCUGGAGAAGCUGUGAAGGAAGAGGGCCAGCCUCUUCGGUCCUUUUUCAAUGAAUGGCCUAAGAGCAGGGAGUCAUGGUCUGGUUUGGAAGAUGAAAGAUCCAACCAAACAGCCUUCUCCACUACUCAACUCUCAAUAUCCAUUCCCAUGUCAUCUUCUGACUUCUCUGCCACAAGCUCUUAG